AUUACAAAUGCCAAGCAAAGUGUCCACUUCACAUAAACAAACGAUUGAGAAGAAAUAUGAAUACACCUCAUUAGGAACAACUAAAAGAAUUGCCAGUGAAAAAGUUCAAAAUGGGAUCUCAAAAUGUUAUACGCAUAUUUUAAGACUCAUGGAGGAUCAUGAAGCUUAUUCCAGCAAAUUACAGGCAGAGAAACAAAAUGAAAUAAAGCUCAAUGCUAAAAUUGAGGAUCUAAGAAGAGUAAUCCCAAUCUUCGAAUCCAGCUAUUUCACAACCUGUCGUCUCCAGCACCUUACCAAAAGCGAUGGGGAGACUCUCUCUGACUCAUGACAAGAAGAGCUUGCUCCAUUACUUAAAUUCGAUUGCGACAUAUUCCUCUCUCAAAGGAACAUUCAUGUGAAGGCGAUUAAGAACUCUGAGGAGGAGAUACUAACCUUGCAGUCGAAGCAGAGGGUACUCCAGUCAAAUCUGACUCGUAUUGGUGAGGACAUUUGCUACUUCAAGUCCAUGUACCAACACUAUAAUUCUUUGAAGAAUGAUCUUGAAAUGGGCUGGAUUUCAGGCGACAAGGUUAUUUCUCUGAUUGAUCAUAAGGAAAAUGAGGACUUUUGUUCUUAGGCAAAGUAGAAUGAAGUCGAAAGGAUGACUAAUGAUAGGAAUGAGGUCUUGAAGUGAGAGUUUUGAGAGGCUUUUUACUGAUUUUCAGAGAUAUUCUUACUAAUAAUGUGCAAACAAUGGAAGGGUUAUAUU
Molecule: messenger RNA, 748 nt
Organism: Moneuplotes crassus
Lineage: Eukaryota; Ciliophora; Spirotrichea; Euplotida; Euplotidae
Source: the annotation of a GenBank genome assembly